CCGAGCUUUGUUGCGAACGGCGUGUCCCGCUCUCAAGACCAUCAACCGUAAGGCUCACAGUGAUUUUUCGCACAGCAACACAGCUGUUCAUCUAGAACAACAUGGCACCAAAGAACAACAAAGGCAAGGCCAAGGAGCCUGAGAAGGCCGGCGCAGGAAAGGUGAAAGGAGCUCAGAGCAUUAAUGUCCGCCACAUACUUUGCGAGAAGCACGCAAAGAAGGAAGAGGCAGUUGCCAAGCUGAAUGCUGGCGUCAAGUUUGAUGAAGUCGCAAGAGAAUUCUCAGAGGACAAGGCUCGUCAAGGUGGAUCUCUCGGCUGGAAAACCAGAAAAGAUCUUAUUCCAGAGUUCGCGAAUGUUGCUUUCGAAUUGGAGGCAAGCACCACCAACAAUCCCAAGUGGGCUGAAGUAAAGACUACGGAAGGCUUCCAUCUUGUCAUGUGUGAAGGCAGGAAGUAAAGGACAGGCAGAUCUACGCGCUAUGUCCAUCUAAAAGUCAUGUGUAGUACCUGGUAAUCAACGGCAUGCUUUAAAAAGAUCAUUGAGAUGAAGCAGAGUAAUUUGUCUGGCAUUCGAUCGGCUAGCGAGAAGAAGUAUAAAAGCAACAUCCACUCAGGGACGUUCGUAAGGAGUGU
Aureobasidium subglaciale EXF-2481 is the source of this 634-nucleotide messenger RNA. RefSeq lists its product as uncharacterized. Gene Ontology annotation, molecular function: DNA binding; peptidyl-prolyl cis-trans isomerase activity. Lineage: Eukaryota; Fungi; Ascomycota; Dothideomycetes; Dothideales; Saccotheciaceae. The record is from RefSeq and is a predicted model, not a curated record. The transcript has 3 exons. Gene Ontology annotation, biological process: rRNA processing. Bases 102 to 458 code for a protein of 118 amino acids.